Messenger RNA from Penicillium macrosclerotiorum, 3225 nucleotides. RefSeq lists its product as uncharacterized. Gene Ontology annotation, cellular component: cytoplasm. Lineage: Eukaryota; Fungi; Ascomycota; Eurotiomycetes; Eurotiales; Aspergillaceae. The transcript is spliced from 6 exons. The coding region runs from base 1 to 3225 and encodes 1074 amino acids. Gene Ontology annotation, biological process: signal transduction; regulation of GTPase activity. The record is from RefSeq and is a predicted model, not a curated record.
AUGGAAUCCCCGGGCAUACAUCCGGAAUCCCCUAUGGAGCAGGAGGAUAUUCCGUUCCCUUGUAUGGGUUGUGGAGAUAUUCUCGAGGAAGGAAAGGCAUUUGAACUUUCCGGACAGAGAUGGCAUAUCGAUUGUUUCCGCUGUAGCACCUGCGGGACUCUUCUCGACUCCGAUGCACACCUCUUACUCCUUGGCGAUGGCUCCCUUAUUUGCAGCAACUGUACCUACAGCUGUAAUUCAUGUGGCAAUAAAAUCGAGGACCUAGCCAUCUUAACAGGCGACCAGGCCUUCUGCGCCCAGUGUUUCCGUUGCCGCAACUGCAAGAGAAAGAUCGAGAACCUACGUUACGCCCGCACGUCACAGGGUAUAUUCUGCAUGGACUGUCAUGAAUCUUUAAUGCAACGAAGGCGAAAGAAAAAAGCUAGUGCAGCAAGCAAACGGCCAGGUGGGCCGGGAGUCAAACUGGACAAGUCGCUGCCUUCAUUGCCCCCGAGCAUGGAAGAAACCCGAUCGCUUGAUGAGACCCCCAGUGAGACCUAUGUGGAGCCUGGAGAUGGUUUGCGGAGCAGGGGAGACGGAUCUGGCGAGAUUGGUCAAACCGAGACCUCCCCCAGCCAGCAGGCUGCUGCAACGGACAACCUCAUUCUUCCCUCCAGCACCUACCGAAGCAGCCGCCAAAUUGGCGGACCCCGCGACAACGACGCAGAUGCUGGCGGAGAAUUUCUCAUACCUCUUGCCUUCGAUCCUUCUGAGUCCCAGCGAGCCUCUUCUCGCGCACAAUCGCAGGAGCCUACUCAUGACUACUUCGGUCAGCUUCGGUCUGGUGAGUCGUCUGUAAGGGCUUCCCGUGACGGCCGAGAAUACAACCUAGAACUCCCCUCCCGUACUUCUUCUGAGUACCCUUCGCCCCAUAUUGCAUACCAGGAGAAAGGUUGGGAAACUCGCGAGACAGAGCCUGCUCGUCGUGACGCAGACGCAAAUGGAAAUAUGGAAGACAGACCAUCGACUACACAUUCUCAGGCAGCUAAGCUUGGCAAGUCUGAAUCGGCCCGCAGCUCCAGGUCGGAUUUGCCAUUGGCGCUGAGAGAACACAGCACGUUCUCGAGUGCUACCAGCCCUGACAGCAAUCUAUCAAAGGAAGCUGCCGUCUCUGGUGGUCUGGACAGUGCCGCAUCAGGCGCUACCCGCCCCUCCCACGAGCUGCGAAGACUUCAUGAACAUACCUCUGUGGAUUCAAAUCGCUCCCAACCUACUUCCAGUAUCGGCUACCAACUACCGAAGCGAGGUGAUUCGCUUGAGAGCAAGCAUCACAAGAUUCCUCGGAAGGAAGCCCCAGCAUCCCCUUCAUCCUCAACUUUUGGCGGCUCCCCCAGGUUACCUGACAGUGGUUCAGAGCUGCAAAAACAGAAUAUUACCUCAGUCCCCAAUGCCCUAUCUGAUUCUCAGCGACAGCUGGACAGCGCUGGCUCGCCGUCCUUGCCACGUUACAGCACUGGUGAUUUCCCUGACGACGAACUAGCACGUUUCACAGGUGACGACCAGACAAGUGAGUCGUUCUUGCGCCGCGUCUCCAAUUCCGUCCGCCACGGCCGGUCUUUCAGCGAUAAGAGCGUACGACUAGGAAAAGAUGCAAAGUAUCCCAGAUCUCCCCCCAAUGGAAGCUUUAUCGGGUCUGAACUGGGCAGUCCCACCGCCAGCACCUCGCAAGCUGAGGAAAUUGCUUGGCUACGCAACGAAUUACGCAAGGAACGCCAACGCAUGGCGGAGAUGGAGGCUACUCUGCGUGCCACUGCAGAUGUCAAGCAGGUUAAUACAGAACUCUCGGAAAAACGCUCAACUAUGGUUGUGCUCGAUGCCCAAAGAGAGAUUGUUUUACGUGAGCUUAAUGUGCUGACCGAACACCUGGAAGCGGAAAAGCGUGGUGCUGCUGGUGGCCCAUUGGAUCUUGCAAAGCUUUCGAACCACGUCUUGCGUGAGCUUGCCGAAGCAAUUCAAAAACUGAAGGACUCGUACGCCCCACAGAUCGAGGAGCUCAUUCAAAAGCGCAACGACCUCACAGAAGAGCUUGCGAACCUCAACCGACAGAAGGAGAAGACGUUCCAGGAAUUCGAACAAUUGUCAUCGAAGAAUGCCCAACUGGCGGAGCUCAACAACCAACUGGUACAUCAGAUACAGGGACUCUACAAGACCAGCUCAGAUGGUCGUGGUCCUAACGGUUUGGGGAUCUCCCACAACAAGGAAAAGUCUAUCGCCUCGAUCGAGGCUUUGAAACCUGCCAUCAGCGACCUUGCGCCCUCAAUUUCCACAGCGCACAUGAUAGAUGAUACCGAGACUACCACAGCUACUGCCACUGUCGUUCCCGGGCCGCAGGUUGUCAGUAUUCGCAAAGGCCAACCCCGCAAGUUUAAUUGGAAGAAGGGUGGUCAGAACGUUGCAAAGGGUGUCAAGGGUCUCAAGGGCGCAUUCAUGUCCAGCGAGAAUGCAGAGGGCGGGGGCGGUCUUCCGCGCUCACAAACUCAAGACCCGAGUCGUCAGGGCUUCGGUUUCUUCGGGAACCAGAGAAACAAGCAAGGCGGCAAGAUGUCGCAAGCCGACAGUGUGCCGGUCUUGGCUGAAGUUUCAGGAACCACUCUUUUUGGCACUGAUCUUAUUGCGCGCAUGGAACAUGAGAAGAGCAUCAUUCCCUCCAUCGUCACUCGCUGCAUUCAAGAGGUUGAAUUACGAGGCAUGGACAUGGAAGGUAUCUACCGUAAAUCUGGUGCCGCGUCCGUCAUUCAGGUCAUUCGUGAGGGCUUUGAGCGCUCUCCUUUCGACUACGACAUCUCUGACCCCGAUCUUGACAUUCACGCUGUCACCUCUGCCUUGAAGCAGUACUUCCGCAAGCUGCCCACCCCCCUGAUUACAUAUGAAGUUUACGAUAAGGUCAUUGAGACCCCAGAUAUCCCAAACACCGCUGCACGUAUAGAGAGUCUUCAGAAGAGCCUUUCUGAAUUACCCCGAGUGCACCAAGAUGUUCUUGAAUUCCUUGUGUUCCAUCUGAAACGCGUCGUGGAACGUCAAGAGGAGAACCUGAUGACCAGCCAGAACAUUGCCGUCGUCUUCGCCCCCACUAUCAUGCGGCCUGAGAGUCUGGCCCGUGAGAUGACUGAUGUGCAGAAGAAGAAUGAAGUUCUCAAGUUCCUGGUUGAAAACUGUCAGGAGGUCUUUAUGGGGAUGCAAGGCUAA